This is a messenger RNA of Tilletiopsis washingtonensis, 2371 nucleotides long. RefSeq names its product diphthamide biosynthesis protein. Gene Ontology annotation, molecular function: 2-(3-amino-3-carboxypropyl)histidine synthase activity. Gene Ontology annotation, biological process: protein histidyl modification to diphthamide. The coding region runs from base 135 to 2105 and encodes 656 amino acids. NCBI's taxonomy places the organism in Eukaryota, Fungi, Basidiomycota, Exobasidiomycetes, Entylomatales. The record is from RefSeq and is a predicted model, not a curated record. The transcript has 3 exons.
CCUCGCCCUCGCAUGAGCUCAGAGCAAGCGCAUGCUGCCGAUCUGCGAUCUUAGCGUGCGCUGUCAGCUUGGCGCCGCAUCUCGGGUGCGCCGGUAGAUCCGGGUGCUUCGGCGCUGCCGGCCGCGCCUGGCCGAUGCAUUUUGAGGUGGAGCGCGGCUUGCGGGGUCCAGAGCAUCCUCCUUUCCCUCUCCUCGCCCCUCCUUCUCCACCCUCCUGGCCCGCCGCCAUGUCGACCGCGCCCGUCCUCUCGGCGCCCGACACUGCCAUCCUCACACAUGUGCCCGAGCUCUCGGACGCCGCGCUCUCCGCGACGGCUGCGGCGCGGCAACAGCCCGCCGAGCAGCUCUACGACGUCGCAGCCACGGCUGCCCGCCUCGCGGCCCUCUCACCGCAGCCGCAGCGCAUCGUGCUGCAAUUCCCCGACGAGGCACUCUGCGACUCUGUGCCUGUCUUCUGGGGCCUGACGCGAGAGCUGCAGAAGCGGGAGUGGAAGGGACAGCUCUUCAUUGGCGCAGAUACUAGCUAUGGCAACUGCUGUGUCGAUGAGGUGGCUGCGCAGCACGUCGAUGCCGACAUGGUCGUGCACUACGGACAUGCCUGUCUGAGUCCCACUCAGCGUCUGCCGGUGCUCUACGUCUUUCCCAAGCUCGCCAUCGAGCCUUUGCAGGCCGCAACAGCGCUCGCCGCCGGAGUACACGAGCUUGUCGGCUCUUCAGGCGCAGAUGAGCCUGCGCCGAAAGCCAUGCUUCUCCUCUUCGACGUCGCAUACGCGCACGCUGCGCCGUCUGUGCAUGCAGAGCUGGGUAGGCAGCUAGAGGCACAGGGUGUCUCAACACCGCUCGUGCUCUCGAGCGUCGAGUGCGAAGGCAACACUGGUGCCUCGGGCUCAAGACUGCCAGACGCUGCCUGCUCUCGGACGCAGGCCUUGGGCAGCGGGUGUGGCUGCGAGAGCACAUGCCAAGAAGCACCGCGGCCACCGCCUGAAGCUUCGCCCGAAGACGUCUCUCGCCUCUCAGGUAGCGGCACAGGAGUUGGCGCAGGUCGGCGAUACGAGCUGCCCUCAGGCGCCGAUCUACGGUCCAGCGCCGUCAUCUAUCUCGGCGGCGAGUCGCUGGCACUUACCAAUCUGCUCUUACGACUCGGACCUUCCUCACGCAUGCUCUCCUACGAUCCACGACGGCCUGCAGGCGCCGAGGUGCGGCGAGAAGAUGGGCGGACAAAUCGGCUACUCAUGCGACGAUACGCAGCUGUGCAGAAAGCGCGUGAUGCAAGCGUGAUUGCCCUGCUGGUCGGCACGCUCGGCGUGGCAGCCUACCUGCCAUUGCUGGCGCAUCUUCGGGAGAAGCUCAUCGAGCGAGGCCGCAGAAUCUAUACGAUCAGCGUGGGCAAGCUCACGCCUGCCAAGCUGGCAAACUACGCCGAGAUCGACGUCUUUGUCCUGCUCGCUUGCCCCGAGAACUCGCUCGUCGACGCCAUCGAUGCGACGCGCUCGCGAGACUUCUUCAAGCCCAUCGUGAGCCCCUUUGAGAUGCUGCAUGCGCUCAAGGACGAGGAGGACGGAGGACGCGAAUGGUCGGGCGACUACGUCCUUGAUCUCGAUCGGCUUGCACCUACGCCUCAAACAGCAGCACCAAGCACGAGCGACGCGCAGAACGUGUCAGACGAGCUGGCAGCACAGACUGGCGACCUCAGCCUCACCGCUCAAGGCUCCGUCGAGCCGACCGCGCCGGCGGACGGGGAAGAGUCGUCAGACGAGGAGCCGCAGUUCUCGCUGAUCACCGGCGGGUACGUCUCGCGCCCCAAGCGGGCGGGCAAGAACGGCUCCGGAGUGCGGCAGAUCGCCGACGCCGCAAGUGCGGGCGUAGUGACGGUGCGCAGUGCCGAUGGCAGUCUCACGCGCGUGCUCGACAGCGCCGCCGGUGCCCAUCUGGCACAGCGUUCCUGGCGCGGUCUGGAGACUCGCAGCUCGGACGACGCACCCAGCGUGCUGGGCCGGGGACGCGCGGGCAUCGCGAGUGGAUAUGCAGACUCGGGAGGCACGAGUGAGGGCCAGGAAGGCGUGGGCGCCAUCACGAGGGAACAGACGCAGGCGGACCAACAAUGACAAGAAGCAUGCGUUGCGCCAGUCAUUCAAGCGUGAAAGCAUUAGCGCAUCAGAGAGGUCGUGAGUAUCAUGACGGGCCGCCUCGCAUCACCGAGCCGGACGCAGUGCAUCGCUGUGCUCGGGCAGCGCGUAGCUUGGUCGAUCGCCGAGCGGGUGGAAUGAGUCUGCCGGCUGCUUCGCAGCAUCGUCGGCCGUCUCGCCGGCCUUCUCGGGCUCGCCGAUGCCCGCACGCGUGCCCCAGCCCGUCUCGUGCAGCGUGAAGAGCG